AUGCAGCGUGGAACUUUAAUACUUGAAGAUGAUUCUAAAUUCAAUGGUUUUGUAUUUGGAGCGUCAACUAAUGCUACCGGUGAAGUCGUCUUUCAAACUGGUAUGGUCGGUUAUACUGAAUCAUUGACUAAUUCAUCUUAUUGUGGAAAAAUUCUAGUCCUUACUUUUCCAGUUAUUGGCAAUUAUGGUGUACCUGAUGGCAAAGCUGUUGAUGAUUUUGGUAUACUUCGAUGGGUUGAAUCAAAUAAAAUUUAUGCAUCAGGAUUAAUUGUUAGUGCUUAUACACAACAGUAUAGUCAUUGGAAUGCUAUUGAAUCUCUUUCAUCAUGGCUAAAAAAAAACAUAAUGUUUCUGGUCUUUAUGGCAACAACCAUGGCUCAAUAUCAACCAACUGUUUUAAUUACUACUCAACAAGCUCAUCCAUGGACAAUCAGCGUUUUCAAUGGAUUAAAUGGCAAUGUUCUUCUUACAUUUAAAUCUGAUGCACCAGUUGCACGUCAUGGUCUGUUAUGUUCUCGUGAUCAUAUCUAUGCUGCUGCAAUUGAUCGUCCUUCAAUUUAUGUUUGGAAAUUAAAUAGUCGAAAUCGAGAUUAUAAAAAAAUAACAGUUGCAGGACCUAUUAAUUCAAUGAUAUUUAUUCGUGAUUCAACUAUCUUAGCUUGUGCAAUAGGAAAUAAAAUAUUUCUUUAUAAACUUGACAAUGGUCAACAUUUAAUAACACUUUCAGCACAUAUUCGAACAAUAAAUCAUUUAUUAUUUGAUGAAGAUCAAGAUUGUUUAAUAUCCGUUGGUGAAGAUAAUCUUAUUCAUCGAUGGAAUAUUGAAGAAAUAAGUCCUGAUCGCAAUCUAGAUAUUUCUCCAUCGAAAUCAUUUCAAGGUCAUACAGGUCCUAUUCAUGAUCUUUGUCAAAUAUCAAUUGGAAAAUUUCAUUUACUUUUAACUGCUUCAAGUGAUCUUAGUGUUCGAUUAUGGGAUAUUGUUACAGGAAAAUGUUUAUGUACAUUUUUAUUUCCAAAUGAAAUUCAUUCAAUAUGUGCAUCAUCAUUUUCAACAACAAUUUAUUGUGGUACAGAUACUGGUACAAUUUUUAUUGUUCCAUUACAAACAUUAACAACACAAUUUGGAGGAAUUCAACAUCAAAAUCCAACAAUAACAAUUGAUAAUAAUAAUUCAAAACAACUAAAUCAUCAUCAAGGUUCUGUUAUAUCACUUCGAUUAAGUGCUGAUGAACAGAUUUUAUAUUCUGGUAGUCUUGAUAAAGAUUGUGUCAUGUGGGAUUUAUCAUCAGGACAAAUACGUUUCAAGAAAUCAUGUUCAAGUCCUGUAACAAAUAUUCUUCUUGCUAAAAUUGAUACUGAUGAUAUUAAUGAAGGGUCAACUAUUUCUAUUCCAUUUAGUAAUUUUUCGAAUGAAACACAUGAUGAAGUUGUAUCACAUACUAUUGCAACUCGAAAUGGUUCUAUGCAAAGACCAAUAUCUGAUCAAGAUUCUAUCAAAUUCAUUCCUAUGCCACCGGUGAAUGGUGAAUCAGAUGAAUCAGCAUCUAUGGCAGCACCAACAUUUGUUCAAAUGGCUCGUUUAUUACUUGAACAACAAAUGAAUUCAUCUUAA
Molecule: messenger RNA, 1611 nt
Organism: Rotaria sp. Silwood1
Lineage: Eukaryota; Metazoa; Rotifera; Eurotatoria; Philodinida; Philodinidae
Source: the annotation of a GenBank genome assembly